AGUUAUUCCCUUCUGUACUUGGUGUUCGGUAAGGCGCCAGCAGGCUGUGCAAUCGGUUUCUCCUAGAAGAUGAUUGAUGAUCGAAAGCGUUUUCUGUAUUUCCCGGGUGGUGUUGAUACAAGACAUGGUAUGAAGUAAAUUUGGCUGCACUGAAUUUAAAGCGCUUCACGCGAACGAUCCUGUACCGAGACAUAGUGACACAGCGUUAGCAGAAGGAACGAUGAAGGCCGACCUGGAAGCCCCCCCCGUCUCCCGGGAAGUGGAGGCCUCGGCGAUCCAGUGUCGGGAGGUUUGUCGGUCGUACGGGAAACUGAAAGUCCUGAGCAAUCUCAACUUGACCGUGCCCCAGGGACAUAUCUACGGCCUGCUGGGUCCGAGUGGCUGUGGGAAGACCACACUGUUGAAAUGCAUUGUGGGAACGCUGAAGAUCUGCCGGGGUCACAUCAGCGUGCUGGGGAAGCCGCCCGCGUUUCCUGGACACGAGGUCCCUGGGAAGAUGGUGGGAUACAUGCCACAGGACUUGGCCUUGUACAACGAGUUCACCAUCAGUGACACCCUGACAUUCUUCGGCCGGAUCCACGGCCUCUCAUCCAAGGAAACCCGAGCACGCAUGGACUUCCUGGUCGACUUCCUUGAUCUACCUCAGAAGACCAAACUGGUCCGCAAUCUCAGUGGAGGACAGAAACGAAGAGUAUCACUGGGAGCAGCUUUACUUCAAAACCCCCAGUUACUGAUUCUAGAUGAACCAACAGUUGGCGUGGAUCCUGUGCUGAGAGCCAAGAUCUGGCAGCAUCUAGUAGAGAUUGUGAAAACUGGAAAGGUGUCCGUCAUCAUCACCACUCACUACAUAGAAGAGGCCAGGCAGGCCAAUGUGGUGGGUCUGAUGAGGAACGGAAGACUAUUGGCUGAAGGGGAACCGGAGACCUUGAUGAAACAUCAUAGUGCAGCAACCCUGGAGAAAGCCUUCCUGCAGCUGUGUGAGACCUUCGACCAGGUCGGCUCCAAACACAGCGCCUUCCCGCAGGGCCAGCAGGGCGUGGUCCUGGAGAACAGCCAGUCGUUCGAGAGCAGCCGGGACGAGAGUCACCCAAUCUUGGGAGUAGGACCAGGACCCAUAGACAUGCUGCCUAAAUACUCAGCGGAUUGGAAGGUACGAGCCAGGCAUGUGAUGCCCAAGUGGAGGAACAUUGCAGCUCUUAUGAUCAAGACCAUGAAGCGGAUGAAGAGGAUGCCCGGGUCCCUGUGUUUCCAGUUCCUGCUGCCGGUCAUCCAGAUCUCCCUGAUGUGUCUCUGUAUCGGAGGAGAUCCCAAAGGAAUACAGGUGGCUGUGGUCAACAACGAGACCUCCUCCGACUCCUUCAGCAAAUCUCUGCUCUCUUUCCUGGACAACUCCAGCAUACAACAGGUUAACCUGACCCACACUGAGGCUUUUGCAGGGGCCUAUAAUGGGGAGUACUGGGGGGUCAUCGGGUUUGGAAAGAAUUUCACCAGCUUCCUGACAAAGAGGAUGGUCAAGCGGCUGGUCACCAAGGAAGAAGUGGAUGGAGGAUCAGUGCACGUGUGGCUGGACCUGACCAACCGACAAGUCGCCCUAAUGCUUCAGAAGAAACUAGCAGACGCCUUUGAGGAAUUCAUCCAGUUCAAGUUGGGGAGUCAGUCUUACAUGGUCUCCUUUCCAAUCAAGUUUGAGGAACCCAUCUACGGCAGCCUGAACUCAGACUUCACUACGUUUGUGACACCGGGAGCCGUUCUGAGCAUCACCUUCUACCUGGCUGUGGGCUUGACGGCUCUGUCCUUCGUGAUUGAGAGAAAAGAGGGGCUGAUGGACAGGUGUUGGGUCGCAGGUGUGAGUUCAUUGGAAACUAUUCUGGCACAUCUAAUCUCACAGCUGUUUGUCAUCAGCGUCCAGGUCGUUCUACUACUGAUCUUAAUGCUGCUCGUCUUCAAGAACCCUAACGAGGGGAGCCUGGUCCUUGUCGUGGCCCUGAUCGUUCUGCAGGGCAUAACUGGCAUUUCCUUUGGGCUGGUAAUCUCCUCCGCCAUCGAUGAUGAACAGAACGCCAACCAGGCUGCCUUGGGCAUCUUCUACCCCAACCUCAUUGUCAGUGGUAUAAUCUGGCCAGUAGAGUGCAUCCCCUAUCCACUUCGGUACAUCAGCCUGGCCCUUCCCCAGACCUACGCCUCUGAAGCCCUCCGCUGCAUCAUGUACAGAGGCUGGGGUCUCUCCAAGAUGAUGGUGUGGCGAGGAUUUGCGGUCACCCUGGGCUGGAACACAUUCUUCCUCAUCCUGGCCACGGUUAUUCUCAAGCUGAGGACAUGAACCACCUACCCAGGGAACAUGCCUCGAAUGGGGAGAUUGGCCACGCGAGGCCCAGGCUCCACUGAGGGGCCUCCAGGUUUUCCUGGACUUUGUGUGUUUGUGUCAGGAGAUAUUGCUUUAACAGAAAGAUGACUGGAAAACCAGAAAUCCAAUGAAAGACACACACACACACACACACACGCAUCCUCUUAAUUUCUCCCUCCCUUACACACACACAGUCUCGCUGAAUAUGCCCUGACAUAAUGUUUCUUAACCCAGCGGUUUUACAUUCGAUCAUAUGCAGGAGAGCCUGAUUCACACAACAGGUCUGGUCCGAACUGAGUUUGUUACACGUCCAUUACAGUGGAACCUGGGAUGAAUUGUCUUGAUGGUGGUUGCGUGUGCCUUUUCUAUGUGACAGUAUCACAGCCAGCACAGUUUCUAUUUCUUUUUUACUUUUAUUUGACCAGGUUAGUCUUGUUAAGACCCUGUUUUCAAAUAUAAGCGCACAAACUUUUGCACAUUUACUGCAGAAAAUGCAAAGCACUAAAUUUGAGAACUAUAUUGUUUGGUGAGGUGCAAUGCACCAAGGGGUCGGGCGGGGUGAGGUUCAGGUGGGCCCUCCCCCCUCGUCGGGCGGGGUGAGGUUCAGGUGUGCCCCCCCCCCCCCCCCCCCAUCGUGCGUGGUAAGGUUCAGGUGUGACCCCCUCCCUCGUUGGGCGGGGUGAGGUUCAGGUGUGCCCUCAAGUGUGAAUCAGGCAUCACUGUAGCUGGUGACAAAAUCUACAAAAUUCUAGGAAUGCUGAUCUAGGGUCAGUCCUUCCUGUCCUAAAUGUACCUGUAUUUACUGUGAUGCUAACAGCUAAACUGAUCCAGGGCAUCAGUGUUCCUCUGAGGUAGAUAUGUCUGACUGUAUGUCAUGUAUGUAGGCUUGGGGAAACAACGCAGGUGAAAUUUCGUUAUCCAGAGAGAAGGAUUUUUUAAACAAGGUCGUGCUCACAGGACAGUAUUCAUUUUCACUGUUACCUUGUGUUCUGAACGUAGCAAUGCAUUGAUUGGGAGGUAUUUAUUUUUAGAAUUACUGUUGAUGUUGUACAAGUAACCUGUAUUUGUUUAAUGCAUUCACGAGAGGAAAAAUUAUUCUGUAUAUAUAUUUUAGUAGAAACUGGGGGGAAACAAAUAUUUUGAUCAACUCAAAUAUGAACCUAAAUCUUAGCCUCAAUACGUGUAAUUUGCGUUUGUCCGGGGGCCUUUGGGUCUGACUUCAUAAUGCUUUGCCUUAAUUGUGGCCAGGACUUUAAAUCCAGAUUCCUGCAUACAGACGUUUUGAGUUGUCUUGAGCUCUGCCCAGUGUAUGUGGCCGUAUGUCUAUCUGGGCUUCGUUGUGUCAUCGUGCUAUAGCAACUCCUGGUGGGCCCAAAGCCCCGGAGGAUACACGUCUCUAUCUUCAGUUCUCCCGAAACCUGCCGAGCAGAUGCGUGGAUGAGGCAAGGCCUUAAUCGCCAGUUGGACAUUACAAUAUUAGGUUUGGAGGUAAACAGUUAGAUAUUUCUUUCUUAAUAAACAAAACAUCUCGGAGUAGAAGACCUAGUCCAGGAUCAGUUUGUUGUUAAACAUCCUAAUGGACAAGACUAUACACCUGAUGGGAGUUUUCCUACACUGAGAAGGUUCAUAUAGACAGGCUCUUGUCUGUAUUCAUUCAUUCACUUUCAUCAGGCAGUGGUGCUCUUGUCUGUGUUGGCCGCCAGGUGCCCUGACCACCUAUUGAAUUGCUGCUGAAGUGGUCUUGCCACCCGGCUGUUGGUGGUCUGUAUUGCUGGUGUAUGUCUAUGUGCCUGUCUUUGUGCUUUGCUACCCCUUAUUUAAAGGGGUGUUUGAUUUAUUGUCCCCGACGGUGAUUACACGGGCCUACCCUCGUCAGAGUUGACUGCUCCGUCGGUGGCCAUGUUGCCUGAAAUGAUCGUCGGCUCCGGUUUGCUUUUGUCUCCUCAUCAGCCCACUUCUGCCGGACAGACUGGUUGGUGCUGGGUUAGUAACCUUGGGCAAAAACUGUUGCAAUGAGUAUCAGUUCUUUUAAAACAGCCCAGUGUGUCAAUGCGAGGACAUGGGUUCAAACAGUCCUCCUGUUCAUUCAUUGUGUUGUUUUAUAACUCCAUCCUUUACUCAUUUGCUGGUAUUAUUAUUUUAUUCCAUGCUAUUUCUUAUGUGUAUUGAAAGUGUCCAUUAAAAAUAAGAUAUUGGGAUCUCUUAAUUUCUUUGGGCGGGAUCAGUCAUUUGGUCCGUUCUGAUGGGAGCGCUCUUCUCAGCAUUUUAGAGUCUUUCCAUUGGGUUUGAGAAUGAUUGACAGCAACUUGUUGUAUUCCCAGGUGUUCUGAGGACUUUUAUCAGGUAUAUUGCUAGUGUCCAUCCUGUCGUGCCAUUGACCACUAUUACUAAAUGAGAAGUAUGUUUACAUGCAUUUAACCAAUAAAGUGCUGACGGCAGCUGAAAACGGCUUCAGCAGAACGAGCUGUAGUUCACUCUGUAUUUAAUUGUUUGUGUAUACUAUAAUUGAUCAGAUAGUACUGAUUUUCUCCGUGUUACAGUAUGAAGCUAAACCCUCGGUACCAGCAUGUGUGUUACUGAAUGAACUGAAACUGAUUGAUUAGUGUUUUCUACAGAAAUGUUAGUUUUAAAAAGUGAAGGUGCAAGUCGCAUUUAGCCAGUUGAUCCCCUACAUACUGCAGUCUUUCAGCAGAACCUUAAUUGGUUCCGGUCAGAGUUGCCACAUUCCCGGGUUGGAGCGUUCCCGGAAUCAAAAGGGAAUUAGCGGUAAAUCCAUCAAGGAUUUCUGAAAAACAUGGGAAUUUAUUAAAACUUCUGCAACCCUGGCCCUGGUGUAAAAUAGUGCAAUAUAUAUGGAUUAGGCUGCCAUUUGGGACUGAUUUGGGCCUUUCGUGUUAAUAUGGCAUAAUGUCUGAUUUGUAAUGUAGAGAAACUGUGCAUUUAUGUGUUGUACAAAUGUAAUUAAAUCAAGAUUAAACUGAGGAACUGGUCAUGAAUGUUGAUA
This is a messenger RNA of Esox lucius (northern pike), 5348 nucleotides long. It is a transcript of the gene abch1, whose product is annotated as ATP-binding cassette, sub-family H, member 1. Gene Ontology annotation, cellular component: ATP-binding cassette (ABC) transporter complex; membrane. Gene Ontology annotation, biological process: transmembrane transport. The record is from RefSeq and is a predicted model, not a curated record. Lineage: Eukaryota; Metazoa; Chordata; Actinopteri; Esociformes; Esocidae. The coding region runs from base 221 to 2320 and encodes 699 amino acids. Gene Ontology annotation, molecular function: ABC-type transporter activity; ATP hydrolysis activity; ATP binding. The transcript is spliced from 20 exons.